AUGCCGCUCAAGCGCUCAAAACUUCGGGCAGUCCGUGCGGGGAGGAACAUCAGCGCCGCUGUAGUACUUUUGCUUGGAGCGGUCCACGCUGAAGCCUGUAUACCUGCGUUGACUCAAUUCGCCACCGCUCAUCCUGAUGCCCCCGUUGCGCUGGUCGCACUCUUGUAUCAUCGCUCCAUUCUAUCUCUCGCUGAUACAGUACUCGCCACACGUCCGCUGACGUCUACCUGCCACACCGCCACCGCACAAGCUCUCAGGAAGAUGGAGAUGUUCGCAGCAGGGAAUAGGCAUGGUAGUGCGCCUGUGUGCGUGCUACAUGCAGUCUGGGCUCUCGCUACUUUUUAUACCUUGGCUUUCCUGCAUUACAACACCUUCAUCUCCUGCAUGGUCCUCUGCUAUGCCUUCCUACCUUCUUCUCUGCGUACCGUAUUGACUACUGUACACGAUAACUUCAAGAUCAUGUGUACCACGAAAGACCCUUGGAGACCUCUUGCAGCAGUGGCGCUACGUGUCAUUGUGUCUGCCGUGGUCCCCCCGCCCAUCAGCGUCACUGAGCUUUCCAUACCUGCCGAUAGCUACGAGUCCUCUGCGACUGACGACGAAAGUCUCCCCCCUGAGGACGUCUUCGAAUUCAAGUAUAGCGAUGCAGGGCUCCAGGAUCGUGGGAUUGAGCUGAUGGCACAUGUUACGAACUUUAUCUUCAGCCCUGUACACGAAAGAACCCCCGAAGAGUGUAAAGCAAUAGCGAUGAAUCGGAGACAGCAAGACCCGCGACCUGAUAUCGCACGCCCCUCCCCGGAGUAUCUGCUUGAGCUCGAAGAGGAAGAGCAUCGGCAAGAAUUGCAUCGGCAGAGCUUGAUCACGCGUAGAAGGCGAGCCCGGGUUUUCGAAAUGCUGUUAUCUUUACCUCCCGUCCCUUAUCAACUGGGCUACAUUGCAUUCCCUAUUCCAGACUAUCCCUACUCUAAGGAUAUCGAGCGUGAUUCUCUUCAGAAGCCCUUGCUUCCUUCUCAAAUCGUGCAGACUAUGUGUCAGCCCAUUCUACAAGGCUUCACCUUUGCAAGCUCUGUGCCCUAUACACCUGGACCUGGAUAUCCACCCUACCAACUAUCCUCGCGAUUUGAGCCCGUCUCUUCGCCGUUCGCCGCUAGUGCUACACUGUCUGGUUUCAAUCAAGUGCCCAACAUUCCAGUCCCGAAUACCACAGAUUAUGGCAACAAGCAAACGCUAGCUGAUCAAUCUAUCCCAUUUGUCGAUAUCGCGACCUUUGCGUCAUUGCCCGCUUCCGUAAACAAUCCUUUCGCGGCCUAUGCGGCACCCACCUCGCCAUUUGUGACAAGAAGUUCAGCUAUGGCACCCAGUACACUGGUGCCGAACACUCCCGGCGACAACAGCAACAAUGGCGUAUCCGCCGCGACUGACGAGCCCUUCACUCCCGCAGCCCCAACUAGCUCUGUUGCUUCACACAAUGCGUCCAACAACCCCUUCGCAGCAUACGUCUCCUCAGCUUCGCCUUUCGCGACUGGCUCUCCACCUUCAUCCGUUUUCAGUAAACCAGCGGCAAUGCUAGCUCAAAACGCUUCGGUAUCGAAUGCUGCAUCUCAACAGACAUCCAGUUUCGACGCGGCAACGCGACAGCGUAACGACGAAGGUUACGAGAUCAUUGACGAGGAUGCCUAUUACGCUUAG
Peniophora sp. CBMAI 1063 is the source of this 1689-nucleotide messenger RNA. The record is from the annotation of a GenBank genome assembly. NCBI's taxonomy places the organism in Eukaryota, Fungi, Basidiomycota, Agaricomycetes, Russulales, Peniophoraceae.